Messenger RNA from Histoplasma capsulatum G186AR, 228 nucleotides. RefSeq lists its product as uncharacterized. The record is from RefSeq and is a predicted model, not a curated record. The coding region runs from base 1 to 228 and encodes 75 amino acids. NCBI's taxonomy places the organism in Eukaryota, Fungi, Ascomycota, Eurotiomycetes, Onygenales, Ajellomycetaceae. The transcript has a single exon.
AUGGGGUUGCUAGAUUCUUCAAAUCCAUCAUUGACACAGUUCUUCUCAUCAGCAAAGGUGCAGAGCAUCCACAAGAAUAUGGCAGCUUCUGAGGCUGUCAAAAAGGAUGAGCAGGCUCAUAAGAAGAAUGUCAAGUUGCAACACACUAUUCUUAGAGAACAGAAGGAAGCAGAUAUCAUGAAGCAGAGAAUGGAGCAGGAGACUGCUCACCAGGCUGCAAAGCAGUAA